UCAAAAGAUUGGCUUUAGAAGCAGUGAUGAAUCUGAUUGUAGUUAAUCUUUAGAAUUGGCAAAAAGAAAAUGUUAGAGUUGGAUGUGAUCAUAAUAUACAUCAAAUCUAUCUCCUCUCAAACACUUUCAAUUGCAAGUGUAUUGCAAUUUUAUUGGGUCAAGCAAUCCACAGUGAUUUAUUUACUGUUAACUGAGCUGAAUAAUUUGCUGGCCUGAAGCAAAAAGCUGUGAAGGACAGAAAGUAAAGUUUUAGCCACCCCAUCAAAGCAUCAACCUGUGAUUUUGGUCCACCCACCAACUCCUUUUCCUCUGACCUGCCUUCUGUGGACCAAUCUGUAUUAUUACCUAGUUUAAUCUGCCACCUUCGAUGGUACCAUUGCCCUCAAUUCUCGGGAAAAAGAGUCCAGCUGAAGCUUGCACUCAUUUCCCAUCACUACAGCAUCGAGAAGUGCCCCUCCACAAAGAGACCCCAGUUCAGCUCAGCACCAACACUGUGCCUCUUCAUCCCACAGACUCCUGUCCCAGAAGAAACAAAGCCACCAAGGCCAGCAGAGCUUAACAAGGUUCUCUUCCCAGGUAUAUUUGCUCAGGAAACUGAUCUUAUGUGAGGUUUUCAGCUGUGGUUGUGGUGUGGGUUGCUGGUGUUCUCAAUGUGGAAGAACUGCUCCUGCAAUUUCUACAUUUUUUGUCUCACAGUUCUUGUUGCAGUUGUCUGGGCUGAAAAUAAAGGAAAAUCUACAUUUUGCUCCAUGUCUGGACAAAUCAUUUUGAUAUCAAGAUGAAGAAACCAUUGGUGAUGUGCAAAAACAGAGAGAUACAUGGAAAUCCUGCAAAUGAGAUUGUCGACUUCGUAAACAAGAAUCGAACGGCAACCAAGUUACCGAAACUCUACGACAGUCCAGGACUGGGAUGCAUGGCCUUGCAAUUCUUGCUGGAAUGCACUCAAAACUGCACUAGCAACAAUACGCUUGCCUGCCAGCCUGCAGAAAUUGACAUCACCGAGGUCUAUGCUCCCAACUGUGGGGUAGAGCUACCUACCAUCGACACUAUAUCUGGCCAGCUUGUUGGAUGCUACUGGAGCCAUCUAAAUCCAGAACAAGCCUUCUCCACAGUUCUUGUCCCAACCAAGAAAUCGCUCUCUGUUAUUCACAGCAAAGAACAUCAUGAGGUUGGAGUAGGAUAUGUCAGAGGACACCAUGGGCCAUUUCUAUGGUGCAUCUUGUUCAGCAGCGGGAACGCCACCAGCUCCACAUUUGUUCUUGAAGGUGGAACAGGAAUCAAGCAAAGAAGAGGUUGCUUCAGUGGAGGAGAUGUGCCAUGUAAUGUCGGCACCAGCCUUUUGCCAGCACACAACACAUUACUUUCCUCCAUAUGCUGCUUACUUGUGCAAUUAGUUUUAGUGUUUGGUUGAGUUUCUUGGCAGCUACUUUUUGAGAGACAACUCCAUGAAUUCCCAGGCAGAUCUUGGCUGUCUAUUUAUCUUCUUCUGUACUAUCCUUGUGCUCAAUUGCAACGAGGAAACACAGGUUGAACACUGAGGUGGGCAAUUUUCUUUCCAAAAAUCAUCUGCUUAAGGUGAUGAGUUGUGGAAUUUUACAUCUUCUGAUGCUUCUAAUUUUCAUCCAUAUUUUCUUA
Messenger RNA from Musa acuminata AAA Group (dessert banana), 1635 nucleotides. RefSeq lists its product as uncharacterized. The transcript is spliced from 3 exons. The record is from RefSeq and is a predicted model, not a curated record. NCBI's taxonomy places the organism in Eukaryota, Viridiplantae, Streptophyta, Magnoliopsida, Zingiberales, Musaceae. Bases 779 to 1411 code for a protein of 210 amino acids.